UGUGAGCAAUGAUGAUUGUAAGGUGAUAGUGUGGUUGUAGUUAGUCGAGGUGACUGAUGAUGGCGGUUGUGCGGUAAGGGCUGAUGGUUAUAUGGUGGUGCUAGAGGCAGGGGCGGAGCUACGGUAGAGGGUGCGGGUUCGGGCGAACCCAGUGACUUUUUCCGAGACCCUGUAUUUGUAUUGAAAAAUUUACUCUUUAUAUAUAAAUAUAUCCUACCGAACCCAGUAACAAAAUGUGUCUGGGUUCAAUGGUAAGAGUUUUGGGUUUGCUCGGAGAGCACAGGGGUUCGAAUCCUGCUUAUCCUGCUUUACGCGGGUAAGAGUUUUCUUGUUUUUUACAUCGUGGCUGUUUCCUCUCCAACAACAAAAACACUAUUUUCCACCGUUAAAGAGCCUUCUUACUCAAUUGAAAACCAAUAGCUUUUCUCCAUGAAAGUUGUUCUCAAACUCCAGUUCCAAAACACCUCAAACUUCAGCUACAAAACUCCAUUAAACUCCCACAAAAAUCAGCAAAAAUCAGCUCCCAAAACCCCCUUUUACACCAAUAGUGGGAGAGGAGUGGUUGUGAGGAAAGCUGGGUUGAACUUAGGAGGGAGGAAAGCGGAAGCAGAGAAGAUGUUUGGGUUAAUGGAUGAGUUCUUGAAGAAUGAUGCAGUUAGUUUACAAAAAGAUAUUCUUGAUCAUGUUGAAUUUACUGUUGCUCGAUCAAGAUUCAAUUUUGAUGAUUUUGAAGCUUACCAGAUUAUGGUAUUGGUCCCAACAGUGCAUGAGGUGCAUCAGAUCCUUGCAUACGAAGACUUGAGAUUCUGUUAUUGGUCCCAGCAGUACGUGAGGUGCGUCAGCUCAGAUUCUUGCAUACGGAGACUUGAGGUAGAUCUUCUGGCGUCCGCUGACCUUGAAGUCCCCUUACUCUUCCCCCUUUUACUGUUCAUUGCCUUCGAAAUAGUUGUAUAUAUUUCAGACUCUGUUUGUAAAACUUCUAGUUGCUCAUGUAUUCGUGACUCCGUAUCUUUGGAAGUAAAUAUUAUCACAUGAAUUAUGUUGGUACUA
Messenger RNA from Nicotiana tabacum (common tobacco), 1050 nucleotides. The record is from RefSeq and is a predicted model, not a curated record. Lineage: Eukaryota; Viridiplantae; Streptophyta; Magnoliopsida; Solanales; Solanaceae.